Molecule: messenger RNA, 1066 nt
Organism: Cloeon dipterum
Lineage: Eukaryota; Metazoa; Arthropoda; Insecta; Ephemeroptera; Baetidae
Exons: 4
Coding region: 39-725 (228 amino acids)
Molecular function (GO): GTP binding; GTPase activity
Source: RefSeq, a predicted model, not a curated record
GGCCUCUUUCUUCGCAAAAGUCAAGCUCGCUAGUAAACAUGGCAGGCAUAUGGACCGAUAAGAAAUUUUUACUCUUCCUCUCUGGAGCUGUUUUGCAGGCGUCUGCUUUUGUCGCAUUUUAUCUGAAGAAGCGGCAAAACGGCGCCAAUAUCGAUGAAGGCUUUGAAGACGUUUCACGGAUCGAAGAUGAAGGGCCAGAGUCUGAAAAGAAAAUUUUAGUCCUGGGCCUCGAGAGCUGCGGCAAAAGUUCCAUUCUGGCCCAGUUCACAGCUCCGCAAAGCACAAAGUCUGCAAUCGCCAAUGUGACACCAACAGAAGGUUUCAACGCCGUCAAUCUCAUCAACAACGGAGUCAGUUUAAAAAUUUACGAGCUUGGUGGUGGAGCAAAAGUGCGGCAGUACUGGGAUAACUACCUCCAAGACACGGACGUGCUGAUUUUUGUUGUCGAUUCCACACAACCGACGGCCAAGGCGGCGAUCGAAUUGAAAAGACUUCUUGGAGAUGAGAGACUGAGCCACGCACCAGUCCUAAUUUUUGCAAAUAAACAGGACAAGGCAGACGCUCUGACCCCCGAGCAGGUGGAGGUGGCGUUGGACUUGCAGAGUAUACCUCCGAGCAAGCACCAAGUCAGAGUUUUCGGGACGCAGUGCUGCCCCGAAGCUACCUCAGUGCACCCAUCAAUCGCGCACGCCAAGUCUGAAGUUUUCCGUCUUGCCACACGCUAACGAACGAAUCUGUCGGGAAACGGAGCAUCUCUCUUUAUAUCGCGUCUACUUGUUUCCGUGAUGCAUUUCCAUUUUGAUCAAAAUAGAUGUUACUCUAAGUGUAAAGUUCUGUAAUUUUAAUAUCAUUUUAAUUUUGAAAUGACUUUAGUUUAAGACUUUUGUACUAUACGCAAUCAUUUCUCUCUGUGACGAUUUCAAGGCUUGAAUUUCUUUAAGAAGUUAUGAAAAUCUGCAAUAUGCCGUUCAAAGCUUAAAUAAAGUGAACUGUUGAUAAAACGUUAUGUAAACGCUCCCUGGAGCUUGUUUUUAAAUCUGAAUAAAGAAGCAAAGUAAUGACAAAA